This is a messenger RNA of Sturnus vulgaris (Common starling), 2176 nucleotides long. It is a transcript of the gene NET1, whose product is annotated as neuroepithelial cell transforming 1. Gene Ontology annotation, biological process: positive regulation of Rho protein signal transduction; intracellular signal transduction. Gene Ontology annotation, molecular function: guanyl-nucleotide exchange factor activity. NCBI's taxonomy places the organism in Eukaryota, Metazoa, Chordata, Aves, Passeriformes, Sturnidae. The record is from RefSeq and is a predicted model, not a curated record.
AGAGCGAUGAGCGCGGGCUGAGGCAGCGUCGGGGCCUUCCCGCCGCCAUGGUGGCUCACGACGAGCUGGGCGGGCUGCUGCCCAUCAAAAGGACUAUCCGGGUCAUCGAUGCGCAGAACCAGCACUUCAGGGAGCAGGAGGAGCCAAGCACGAAACGGGUCCGGCCUUUAGCACGAGUCACCUCCCUGGCAAACCUGAUCUCUCCUGUCAGAAAUGGGGCAGUUCGACGUUUUGGGCAGACAAUCCAGUCGUUCACCCUUCGCAGCGACAGCAAAUCCCCUGGCUGUGCCCAGAAGUCAUGCAGCAGAUCUGCUGCUCCUACUCCCCCCAAGAGAAGGAACAGUGUCCUUUGGUCUGAAAUGUUGGACAUCAACACGAAAGAAUCCCUGAGCACCAAAGAAAUCAAGCGCCAGGAGGCCAUCUAUGAAAUGUCCAGGGGAGAGCAGGACCUGAUUGAAGACCUGAAGCUGGCCAGAAAGGCCUACCAUGAUCCCAUGCUGAAACUCUCCAUCAUGUCUGAGGAGGAACUCACCCACAUUUUUGGGGACUUGGAUUCCUACAUUCCUCUGCACGAAGACUUACUGGCAAGUUUGGGAGAAGCAACGAAACCAGAUGGAACCGUGGAGCAGAUUGGGCCCAUCCUUGUCAAGUGGUUACCCCGACUGCACGCCUACAAAGGCUACUGCAGCAACCAGCUGGCAGCCAAAGCCCUCCUGGAUCAGAAGAAGCAGGACAGGAGGGUGCAGGAUUUCCUGCAGCGCUGCCUCGAGUCUCCCUUCAGCCGCAAGCUGGACCUUUGGAGCUUCCUGGACAUCCCUCGCAGCCGCCUGGUCAAAUACCCCCUGCUCCUCAAGGAGAUCCUGAGACACACUCCCAAAGACCACCCCGACAUCCACAUCCUGGAAGAAGCUAUAUCCAUAAUCCAAGGAGUCCUGUCUGAUAUCAACCUGAAGAAGGGCGAGUCCGAGUGCCAGUAUUACAUUGACAAGCUGGAAUACCUGGAUGAGAAGCAGAAGGAUCCAAGGAUUGAAGGCAGCAAAGCUUUACUGUGCCACGGGGAGCUGAAGAAUAAAAAUGGACACAAGCUCUACGUUUUCCUCUUCCAAGAAAUCCUGGUGCUGACGCGGCCGGUGACGCGCAACGAGCGCCAGGCGUUCCAGGUGUACCGCCAGCCCAUCCCCGUGCAGGAGCUGCUCCUCGAGGACCUCCAGGAUGGGGAUGUCAAAAUGGGAGGCUCCUUCCGAGGAGCUUUUGGGAAUUCUGAUAAAGCCAAAAACAUUUUCCGAGUGCGUUUCCAAGAGCCCAGCCCUGGCCAGUCCCACACUCUGCAGGCCAACGACGUGUUCCACAAGCAGCAGUGGGUGAACUGCAUCCGCACGGCCAUCGCCCCCUUCCACAGGAACAUUGCUGCCCCCCAGCUCAAGGAGCUGCCUGAGCUGAGCGAGGAGUCAGAGGAGAACAACCCCUCCGUGCCCAACAUCCCAGCCCAGCAGCUCCAGCCAGGAAUAUCCCACAUGGAGCUGGAUGAGAGCGGCGCCGCCGAGUGCGGCUCCGUCCUGGACUCGGGGGAAACCAAAGGGCUCAAAUCCCACAGAACCUCGUCUGGGCACAGAAAAUCCAGGGAGAAGCAGCUCAGUGGGAAACGGAAAGAAACGCUGGUGUAAGGAAAAAAAAAAAAAAUUGGAGCCCUGGUGUGUCACCCUGGGGGGAAAACUGUUAAUUUAUAAAUAAUUCUUUGUACAUUUUUGUACCGGGAGCACCCUGGGAGCUCCACGGAUCAAAUCCUGGGUUUAUGUUGGAAUGGCAGCUACUGGUGUGCAGUUACUGUUGAGCUGGGGUCUGUUUUUACACUUGGAAUCCACGUGGGAUUUCCAAAAGAGCAAAUUUGGGUUCCUGGGAGUUUUCCACGGAUGUGGUAGAGGAUGGAGAGUGAAGUGGAAUUUUGGGCAGCACCGAGGGUUUUGAUCAACACUGCAAAAGUCCUUUAAAGGACUCGGCACCUGAAGUCACCCUGGUGUGUGGUUAUGGCAAUUCCUGCAAAUCUGCGUGCUCCAAAAGGAGAAAUCCUAAAAAAACAGACCCCAGGUUCAACAGGUUCUCAAUUCACCUACUGGAAUCUUUGAUCUCUUGUGUCCUUUGUACAUUCCUCUGUCUCACUCUUGUAUCCUGCCAACUA